This is a messenger RNA of Cuscuta campestris, 1791 nucleotides long. NCBI's taxonomy places the organism in Eukaryota, Viridiplantae, Streptophyta, Magnoliopsida, Solanales, Convolvulaceae. The record is from the annotation of a GenBank genome assembly.
GAUAAGAGGUCUUAACCAUUCAGACUCUGUAUAAUACUUAACCAUUCAGAGGCAAAUCUCUUAACCAUUCAGACAUCUGAACCAUUAAGAGGCUGAAACAAACAGUCUGAACCAUUAAGUGCUGAACCAUUCAGACAUCUGAACCAUUAAGAGGCUGAAACAAACAACCCCUUAGUUAGAAAUGCACCACGGCGAGCUGAGUAAACUGGAUAGAGUGUCGUGGCCUGCGGAUUUUCCGGUGUAUUACUUCCACCAGCCCAACCCAACCUUUGCUCAAUCAAAGCCCAAUCCAAUACUAAAGACUAGGGUCCAAAAAGAAAGUCCCUAUCUUCCUCAACUCCUUGUUGCGGUUCUGCUCGACUUUCCACAUUAUCAAUUUUGCAAAAUUAUUUCUUCCGUCUUCGUCAAUCGGUGUGGCGCCCGAAGACCGCCUCUCGCCGAGCACCUUUGGCCGUCGGCCACUAGCGGCAACGCCCGCCGGUCUCCGCACCGCCGCCCCCGAAGCACAGAACAUACCACAACGAGUCAGCAGCCAACGUCUUCAGGACUUCAGAAGUUUAUCAGGAUUAGUGGUAGGAGCAUCCUAUUUUUCAAUUUCAAUUGAGGCUAUGGAAAAUCAAGUUGACGAUAUAUGGACGAGAUCAGCUAGAGAUGCAAGAGAAAGGAGAAAAGGAAUACUUCAACAAAAAAGGAUAGAAAAGGCAUGGUAUUUGAAGCUUAUGAGAUUCCAACUGAUGCUGGUAUACCCGGUCAAAGAAGUUCACAACCGGUUACCUCCUCAAAGCACAUCCUGGACCAAUCAAAGACCGUGAAAAUCGAGGAUGAAGAGGGGGCACAACCCUCUCGGGAGGCUAAGAGGAACCCUUCCCCUAACAAGGCCAAGACCCAGCCGGCUAGGCAGCAAAGGGUCAAGAAGGUGGCGACCACUCAUCCCUCUGUCAAAAGGCAGAGGGGGGAGUCUCAGUCGGCCUCUCUCUCCGUGGAGGAUCUCUGGAUCCAGCUGGGCUUGAAGCUGAAAGCUCUUGGUAAAGUAGGACCGAACGCUUUUGACCGGUUCCGCGCAGGCUCUCCCUCUAGGGUUGCCCGGCUGAAGGAUAAAUUAAGGGAAGCUCAAGAAGAGUCCCGAGAGAAGGAGAAGAAAAACCAGGAGAUGGCCACUGUGAUGAUGAACCAGACGCAAGAGCUGGCAAACUUGUCAAAGAUGGUCAGAUCAGUGGGUGCGGAGAACACUCGCCUGAAGGAGGAGAACUCGCGGCUGAAGGAUGAAAUCUCCAAGCUGAGGGAGGCUCUGGCGCAGAAGGAGCGGGACCUGCCCGCUCGGGCACUCGCAUGGCUGGAAGAGAACAAAGUUGAAGCCGCCCGUGCGUUGACCGCUUCUCCCGAGGCAACCAUUGAGUUCUUCAAGUUUUUGUACCGGGAGCCUCAAGGAAAGAAGAUGAUAACUGCCGUCGGGUCAUACGGCUUCAAAUGCGGCCAAAAAAGAGACCGAGCGGCUACUCACCGCAUCCUGGCAACCCGGGAUCCAGACUUCUCCGCAGCAGCAUACGGGCUCCCUCCUAUCCCGGAAGAAGAACCGGCUCCCCCCUUCCCCCUGGACUAAACCUUUCCUUUCUCUUUGUAAUUCUCCCCGGGUGUGCCCGGUUUAAGCAUUGUAAUGACUUUUGUUAUGAAUGUUUGCGCUCUUCUAGUAACCUUUGACUGUAUCAUCCUCUAUGUGGCUAACACUUAGGUAAAAUUAACCGGUUAUGCUCCCACAUGUGAUUUGAUUUGAAAUAAUUUAAUGGUAUGUUU